CGGAGGCGCAGCUAAUUCAGGGAGUUUUGGAGAAGAGCUGGAUGGAGGACUGUUUUUCCUCUCGUGUAAUUUCCCGAAAGGUUUACAGCCGUCAUGAGUUAUGUUAAACUUCUUCUUUCACUCCGCGGGAAUCGGAUUGCGUUACGCGCGACCUCGUAGCGCCGCUUUAACUGGAAUAUGGGAUCUAUAAGACGGAAAAGUUGAAACUUUUCCCCUCCCCUGUCCGCGCAUAAUGGAGCGCAGCCGCUCGUGGCCCGUGCUCUGCCUCGCGCUCUCCCUCAUGCAUCUCUCACUGUCGAGCGGUGAGCUCCGUUAUUCGGUACCGGAGGAACAGAAGCCGGGUUCCGUCGUUGGGAGUAUAGCGAGAGAUUUGGGUCUCAGCGCGAUGAGGAUUACUGAAAGAAAUCUAAAAGUUGUGUCGGAGUCUAACGCGCAGUACUUCGAGGUGGAUUCUAACGGUGUCUUGGUUAUUAGAGAGACGAUAGAUAGGGAGCGCAUUUGCGCUUUAAGUACAACUUGCUCUUUGCACCUUCAAAUCCUUCUUCAGAACCCUCUAGAAAUUCACAGAGUUCUCAUUCAGAUUGACGAUGUAAACGACAACGCGCCGCAGUUCCCAAACGUGAAUUCAUCACUUGAGAUAUCCGAGGCGGCCGCUCCGGGAACGCGGUUCCGUCUGGAGAGCGCGCGCGAUCCCGAUGUGGGCAUUAACUCCCUGCGCACGUACAGCCUCUCCGCGAGCGACUACUUUGUUUUACACGUGGAGACCAAAAGCGACGGCAGCAAAUUUCCUGAGCUGGUUUUGGAAAAGGCUCUGGAUCGCGAGACGCAGGCCGCGUUUCAGCUCCUGCUCACGGCUGUGGACGGAGGACAGCCGGAGAAAUCCGGGACCACCCUUCUGCUUAUUAAGAUUCUGGACGUGAAUGACAACGCGCCAGUGUUUGAUGAGCCGGUGAAAAGGGUUAGUCUUUUGGAGAACUCUCCUCCAGGAACACUCGUGACAAAACUGAACGCCACCGAUGUGGACUCUGGCGUAAAUGGGAAGAUAUCCUACUUAUUCAGUAAGUACACUCCAGAGAGAAUAUUAAAAAUGUUCAGCGUUGAUUCUAAAUCGGGGGAAAUCCGUGUUGUGGGGGAUGUGGACUAUGAGGAAGCAAAUGUGUAUGACAUCACGGUUCAGGCCAGGGAUGGAGGCUCUCCCGCAAUGGAGGGCUCAUGCAACAUCAAAGUGGAAAUAAUCGAUGUGAACGAUAACACUCCGGAGGUGACAUUAACCUCUCUGACCAGCCCCAUCCGGGAGGAUGCUGACAGCGGGACUGUUAUAGCACUGAUCAGUGCAAAAGACUUAGAUUCAGGGGAGAACGGGAAAGUGACACUUAAAGUAUCCCAAGGACUUCCGUUUAAGCUAAAGUCAGCUUUCGGAGAACACUACACGCUUGUGACCGACGGACGUCUAGACAGAGAAGCCAUUGAUGAGUACACUGUUGUUGUCACGGCGACUGACUCCGGCUCGCCUCCGCUGUCCUCUGAGAAGCGUUUUGCGGUCCGUCUGUCAGAUGUUAACGAUAACGCUCCAGUGUUCUCGCAGAGCUCCUACUCAGUGGAUGUAGCUGAAAAUAACGCUCCCGGUACUCCAAUAGCCAGCGUUUCGGCAGCAGAUCCAGAUGUCGGCGACAACGCCCGACUGUCCUACUCAAUCCUGCCCAGCACCAUCCACGGCAGCCCCAUUUCCUCAUACGUCUACAUCAACCCAGAGAACGGAAACAUCUUCACCAUGCGCUCUCUGGAUUAUGAGCAAAUGAAUGCGUUCAGGAUCGAGGUGCAGGUGCGUGACGCUGGAGUGCCGCCGCAGGCUUCGAAUGUCACCGUGCACGUUUUUGUGGUCGACAAGAACGAUAACCCACCGGUCAUCCUUUACCCAGCACACUCUGAAGAGACGGGGCUCCAGUUGACCGUCCCGCAUGGCGUCCCUGUGGGCCAUCGUGUGAAUAAAAUAGUCGCUGUUGACCCGGACAGUGGCCACAAUGCAUGGCUCUUCUACACCAUUGCUCCAGGAGACGAUUCAUCUCUGUUUCACAUUGAACUGCACACGGGUGAACUGCGAACUGCACAGAAACUCAUGGACGAUGAACAAGAUGGUAAAACCCACCCAGCUUACACCUUUAUUGUGAAUGUGCGAGACAAUGGCGAUCCAGCUUUAUCCACUAGUGUUUUGGUUACAGUCACCAUAGAGGAGAAAACUCCAGACAAAUCGCCAGACUUUCGCAUUACUCCUCGCAAAGCGACUGGAAUGACAGACGUCACAUUAUACCUCAUAAUCUCAUUAGGGUGUGUGACUUUAGUGUCGCUCUUGACAAUGGCGAUCCUCUUGGUACGGUGCAUCAGGCACAAGGGCGGAUCUGCAUGCUGCUAUUCCAGAUCGGGAUUUCGUUCUCGCCAUGCUUACCAGCAGAGAGCCAACAAAGACCUUCACCUCCAGCUUAACACUGAUGGACCCAUCAGAUAUAUGGAGGUGGUCGGAGGCCCUCAGGAGCCUCACACCAGGACAUACAGGCCCUGCUACUCGACGCUCUCCAGCAGGAGCGACUUUGUGUUUGUCAAAACUCCCAUUUUGAGUCAUAACAACACGCUAAACAUGACUUUAACUAGGAAGCACUUAAUGAACUCAACCAAUGAGCAAAAACCACCCAGCGCAGACUGGCGUUUCACCCAGAAUCAGAGGCCUGGGCCCAGCGGAGCUGCUGCCACUCCUGAGGUUGCUGUGGGAACCGGACCCUGGCCCAAUCCUCCCACCGAGGCCGAGCAACUGCAGGCGCUGAUGGCCGCUGCUAAUGAAGUCAGCGAGGCCACCAACUUUCUGGCUCCAGGCACCAUGGAUCUGAGCACCCGCUACGGCCCUCAGUUCACCCUGCAGCACGUGCCUGAUUAUCGGCAGAACGUGUACAUCCCUGGCAGCACCGCCACCCUGACCUCCAACCAGCAGCAGCCCCAGCAGGCCCUGCCUCCCCCGCAAGCCUCCGCCGCCAUCGCCGUCGCCCAGCCAGAGCCCCCCAAAGCCGCCCAGACCCCCGCCAGCAAGAAGAAGGCCACCAAGAAGGAGAAAAAGUAGAGCGUUUACAGUAGAUAUGAAGCAUGGGGGGUUGCGUUAGCAUAGCUGGACCACUCAAUCCUGCGCUGGAAAAUCUGUAACUUUAGAGAAUAAACGUCUAACACCACCACUUUCACAUACAAACACUGAUUUGUUUUCAGAAAGAACAUUUGAGUUUCAUAUUUUCGCUCACAUUCGCCAAGUUCAUGCCACACUAUAUUCCUGCAUAUAUAUAUAUCUAGCCAAUAAUGUAUUUACUACAGUACUUUACCGUGAUAAUCUGGACAGGAGGAGGAGAUGUGUUAUUAUAACUACAACAAUCCUGCUAUUGAUCAUAUGAAGACAUUGCUGUAUUUCCUGACGUGCCCAGUAGGAUGCUGCGAUGUUUGUAAAGCGCAUCUCGAUUAUACUUUUCUUUCUGUUUGCUAAAAUACCACUAUUGACAUGUAGACGCGAGUCGGGUGAUUAUUGCUGCAUGGCGUUUUUUAAUUAUUUUUGGAGCUAUAGAUAAUCUCUGUAUCGCCUGACAUCUACAAACACCCGUCCAUGAGUCAGGGAACAGUUAAAAAAAAUCCGCUUAUCUUUCAAUAACCUAAGAAUGACUCCCCCUGUGUAUCUCUGAGCCAGAUUUCGGUCUUUUUUUAUGUUCGUUGAAUGUUUUUGGAGCAUUAAGUGAUGUCCGAGCCAUUACAGGAUAGUCUAUAAGCAUCCGAUAUCUUUAUCGUCCUUAGCAUUCAGUAUUUCUGGGUUAUUCUGAAGUGUUGAAGCUCUUUAUCUGUGCUGGAGAGUUAGUAAUAAUUCACUUUGAUGAUAUCCUGACAUCGCGAGUUAGACAAAGGAAUUGGCUUUGAAACUCAGGCCAUGUCCACACGUAUGCAGUUUUCCUCGCUCUUGAACCAACAAGAGGCCAUGAUGACAUUUUUAUGCCGGUUUCACACCAAAAGGCAACCCAGGCUCAUUCUGAAAACGUAGCCCCGAGGACGUUUCUGGAGACUGCGAAAUAUGUAGCCGGAGGUACGUAUUGCUGCAUUUCAUUUUUUAAGCGAACGCUGCGGGGCGGUAUGACGCCGUUCCUUUUAGCACUUGCCGGCUGACCGCUUACCUUCGUGUGGAGGGCUUUCCCGCCGCGACCAGUUUGUCCGGUUAGCUCGUCCUGUACGUCGGCGGAUUUGAGACGCAGAGAGGAGCUGACCACGACGACCGGGUUCGAGUCUGGGGAAGAGCAGUUACAAAAUCAGGUAAGACUAAAACAGAAUCCAAGAAAUAAAGCGAAGAGGUUCAUAACAGGGUGAGAAUGUGGUAAAAAAAAAAAAAAAAAAAAAAAUUCGGACGAGGGCUUUUCUUUUUCCGGACGGCUUUUGUAAAUCAUUGGUUGGGUUUAGGGCGGGCGGGUCGAUCGGUAAAAUCGGUUGGGUUCAGGGAAGGAGGAGGGUGGGUCAGCCAGCCGAUUGGCCGGUCGCCCAGUCAAUCAUUUAGCCAGUCGGACAGACAGACGUUCGUUCGACAGCGGCCUCUGGUGGGUUUACGCGAGAACAGCGCGAACGGCACUCGCGGGAGACGUCCGAGAAGCUAAAAAGGCGCACACAGCGGCCUCUCGCAGAUUCGUGAAAAUAAAAACUGCAAAAAUACGCACCUCCUGGGACGUAUUUCACGGUCCCCAGAAACGUCCUCGGGACUACGUUCUCAGAAUGAGCCUGGGUUGCCAAAAGGGGAAGCAUUUUCGUGAUUAAACUGCAUACAAGUCAAUGCAAAUGUGAGAAAUGAGGUGGAUACCGUCCCACGGUGCAAACACAAUGUGUGGAAUAUACCUAACAUGUGUCUUACACUUUUAGUGUGAACCCAGUUGUGUUGGCCAAUCAGAAAGAAGAAAUAAGAAAACAGCACGCAUGACGUCAUGUUUCGGUUUCAGUCAACCAGAACAGAACAAACCGAGUAGAAAAACAUUGCAUAUCUGAAAAUACAGUGUUUGUGCGGACAGGGCCUCAGAAAAUGUUAGUUCUGAAAUAUUUGUAAUGGAUGUCAGAUGCUUUUCAGAUAUAUAUAUAAUAAUAUUAAAAAUUGAAUACAAAGUGGAGAUUCUCUCCGAGUUAGGAUGCUGUUCUAGAAGACAGCUUGCACUCACUGAAUGUACAUGUUAACUCUCAUGAUACCGUCCACUAAAGCCAACUAUUAUUGCUUUGGAAGGCUAGAAAGACACACACACAAUACAAAUGUUCCAUCCAAAUGCUGAUUUUUAGUUCAUUUUUCCUUUGAAUAACCUUGGCAUGACGUUCCUUUGUAAAUAGAUGAAACAUUUUCAGAUAAUCAGCUCAAGAGGAAUGGCUUACUACUGGAAUGUCAUCGUAUUUUUCAGAAAAAAAAUGCACAAAAAUAUUAAAAUGAAGAAGAAAAACAAAAAAAAAACACUUUUUUUUGACACAAUCCGUGUUACCAAUGUAGUUCUUUAGUACUCUGAACGCCAACUAACGCACCUGUAAAUAAAGAGUUUAACUUUUACUUAUGAAAACGAAUAGUGACACACUCUUAGUCUAGAAGUUGUGAUGUUAUGCAUAUAUUUUUGUGUUCAUCUUUUCCCUGUCUCGCUUUUUUUCCAUGAAAAGACACAAAGCGGAGGACACGAGUAGACCUCCGUUAUUAAUUUGGUAAUCUCUAUUGUGCUUACAUGUGAGAAUGCUUCUUAAUGUCUAUAUGAAGAAUCUGAAUAGAUCUAUUAUCUGUGUGUGCGCGCGUGUGUGUGUGUGUAUGUGUGUCUGCUGAUGCUGUACUCCUGCUGUAACAUCUCUGAUAAGACGCUUUUAUUCCCGGCUCCUGUGUGCUACUUGCAUUUUAUAUGCUAAUAUUUAUAUUGCUGUUUUACUUUUUGUUUUCCUUUUCCUGAACACUGACAUUUCAAAUAAAAGUUCUCAAAGUA
Danio aesculapii is the source of this 5996-nucleotide messenger RNA. Its product is annotated as putative protocadherin beta-18. Gene Ontology annotation, biological process: homophilic cell-cell adhesion. Gene Ontology annotation, molecular function: calcium ion binding. The record is from RefSeq and is a predicted model, not a curated record. Bases 233 to 3106 code for a protein of 957 amino acids. The transcript has 4 exons. NCBI's taxonomy places the organism in Eukaryota, Metazoa, Chordata, Actinopteri, Cypriniformes, Danionidae. Gene Ontology annotation, cellular component: plasma membrane.